Corylus avellana is the source of this 1635-nucleotide messenger RNA. RefSeq names its product F-box protein At3g62230. Gene Ontology annotation, molecular function: protein binding. The record is from RefSeq and is a predicted model, not a curated record. NCBI's taxonomy places the organism in Eukaryota, Viridiplantae, Streptophyta, Magnoliopsida, Fagales, Betulaceae.
AUGGCCAGGAAUUCGGACAUGUUCAACAAGUUGACAGACUACCUUCUCUUCAUCAUCGUCUCUCUGUUGCCCUUCAAAGAGGCGGCAAGAACCAGCGUUCUCUCCAAGCGUUGGCGCCAUGUCUGGCGCGCAACGAAGAACAUUGACUUCAAUGAGAGAUUCUUUGUGAGAGCCGGCGAACCGGACGAAAUCCAAGAGUCCCAGAGACUUUUUUUCGUCCAUUUUGUCCGGCAAUGGAUGGAAAACUACCAAGAACCGCUUGUAGAAAACUUUCAACUCACCUUCACGAAGCCCGGAAGCUUCCGUGACGAUAUGGACCGCUGCAUUGCAUUUGCCGUCAACCGUAGCGUGAGAUUUUUAGCCGUUGAUUUCUCUGACCCGACAUGGGGGGAAGACGAUCUCGACGACCAUGCAGCGUUGUUUGACUUGCCGUUGACCGUGUACGGACACGCAGUUCUCGAGUCUCUAAAGUUGUUCUCUUGCAGUUUUCGGAUGUCUGAGUUUGUCAACUUCGGAUUGCUUAAGGAUGUCUCAUUGGGUUGGGUUGAAUUAAGGAUGUCUGCCAUUGAAGCAAUCUUAGUGAACUGUCCCCUGCUACAGAGUUUGAGUUUGAAGAAGUGUUGGAACAUUGAGCACCUUGAUAUCAAGGUGCCAAAUUUGCAGCUGAGAAAUUUGUUCAUCGACAAGUGCAAAUUUCUUCAAGAUUGGUAUGGGAUUGAAGCACCAAAUUUAAGGUUGUUCAAGUAUUCUGGGGCUGUGGGGUUUUUUGAGGUUGAGAUAAACAGGGAGGUUAUGGAAGAGGCUGAUCUUGAUUUUGGGCUUGAGUUUGAGUUUGAUGCAGCAGCAGGUCAUAUUCUCUAUCAACUCCUUGAACAAAUUUACCCCAUCAGGAUUUUGACCGUUUGCAGUUACAUGCUUCAGGUUAUUCCCUGUGGAGAUGAACCAUUCAAGAUGGAUUUUCCCCUGAACUUAACGCACUUAACAUUGAAGGCUGCUCUGCAUGAACAUGAAUUUUUUGGAAUGUGCUUCUUCCUGCGCAGUAGUCCUUGUUUGGAGACUCUCACAAUCCAAAUAGGCCCCGGAAGAGUGUUUCCUGAUUACGCGCCCCCAUUUCCGCUGGCGCCUGAUAACUUCUGGGAGCAGAAGUUCCCCCCCUUCAACUCCUUGCCCUUCGAGUGCUUCAACACUCUUACUGUUGUGGAGGUUGAAGGCUUCAGGGGAACAAGGCAUGAACUUCCCUUCCUGCGCUAUUUGAUCCGCUCUGGCCAUGUCCUGGAACACCUACACAUUACUGUUUCAAAGGAAGGUGAAGAAAACGGUGGAAAUGUCCAAGCAUACCAUGAGAGAGCUCAAGUGCUGCAGACGUUCCAAAAAGCCUCACCAAAUCUGCAGAUAUCCAUCUAUUAAAACAGAGGACCCUGCUGCUCCUAUUGGCUACUAGAUUUUAAUAAAUGGAGCAGCCCCUAUUAGCUAUUUGCAUAAGAGAAAUUUGAAAUAAGAACACAAUAAUCUCUGUUAAUUUCUCGUAAAACUUUUGAAUUUGCUGGCUUUCAAACAUUUAGCCAGUUGCUUUAACUGGUCAACUUUCUAUAAACAGAGGGAACCUUUUAUCCUACUUCCUGUCUAAAUCUUUGG